This is a messenger RNA of Adelges cooleyi (spruce gall adelgid), 798 nucleotides long. RefSeq lists its product as uncharacterized. The transcript has a single exon. The record is from RefSeq and is a predicted model, not a curated record. Lineage: Eukaryota; Metazoa; Arthropoda; Insecta; Hemiptera; Adelgidae. The coding region runs from base 1 to 798 and encodes 265 amino acids.
AUGCUGGAAUUCGGGCCCGAUGACUAUAAAGAUUAUGUCUUUAACGUACGUCUGGCCAAAUUGUUGGGUCUGUGUCAAACGCUACAUCCGAAAAAUGCUAAGUACUACGGUUACAAUAUCUAUCAAUUAUCGACCAUGUUCGGUAUGGUGCUCGUGGGAAUCACAGCGGCCGUCAGUGGACUGACGGGAAUGUACCAUUGGAGCAACGACUUGACUCAGUUUUCCUUAGUGUACACUACAUGCCAAAAUCUUAUGUUUCUCAUUUACAAAUCGACAGCGAUGUUUAAGAGAUCCGAUGAGAUCUGGGACUGUUUGGACGUGAUUAGAUUCGACUUUUUGUCCUACGAGUUCUACGACAAAACAAUACUGAAAGUGUGGCAGACCCGAACGAUACGAAUCACUUAUGCAAUAUGCGCCAUGUCAUUUACCGCGACUGGACUUUGGGCUGUGGGUCCCCUUUUUAUUAGUGAAAGCUAUGUCAAUUUAAGAAACCGCGACGGCUCGUACGACAGCUACCGCCUAAGCGUGUUUAAUUUCUAUUUCAUGGUAUCCUCAGACGUGUACAACGAGUAUUUCUUGAUGUUCCACAUAGUCGAGACGUUGAUUGUCUACACGAUAAGUAUCAUAAUGGUGUUAUCGCAUGUAGUGGUAAUAUCUUUAUUCUACGCCAUUGCCGGUCAAUUAGAAAUAAUCAAUAAUGCACUUGAGAACUUUGAAAAAAACCACAUCAAUUUUCAGGCAGAAGGUAAUUUAUAUUUUAUACUCUGCUUUUAUGCGUAUGUGCUAUGUCACAUGUAA